GCGCCUCCCUCCUGCCGGCGGGGAAUGAAGUCCUGCAAGCCCUGCAAUACGGCGGCGGGAGCGCGUGCCGCGCCCCCUUGCGCGGGUGGUGCCCAGUGCGCGGGCACGUGCGCGGGGGCCGGGCGGCUGGAGAGCGCGGCGCGCAGGCGCCUAGCUGCAAACGCGCGCGAGCGCCGCCGCAUGCAGGGGCUCAAUACGGCCUUCGACCGCUUGCGCAGGGUGGUACCCCAGUGGGGCCAGGAUAAAAAGCUGUCCAAGUACGAGACCCUGCAGAUGGCGCUGAGCUACAUCAUGGCUCUGACCCGCAUUCUGGCCGAGGCUGAGCGCUUCGGCUCGGAGCGGGACUGGGUCAAUCUCCACUGUGAGCACUUCGGCCGAGACCACUACCUUCCGUUUGCGGGCGCGAAGCUGCCGGCAGAGACCGAGCCCUACGGCCAAAGGCUCUUCGGCUUCCAGCCUGAGCCCUUCCGGAUGGCCAGUUAGGUCGUGCGGCCCGGCCGGAAUGAGACGCCCAGUGAUCCGCGCUGUGGAGCCGUAGCCUUCCCCACUCGGUGGCAUAGGAUGGACACAUUCUUAGAAUAAAAUUGGGAAAUUUCCGGGUUACUUUUCGCAUCUCUAGUCCUAGGGACGCAAUGCUUUUAUUGCUUUUCUCUUUUCCUUCUUAUUAUGUUGUAGAUUUCAUUAAUGCAUCUUGGAAUAGCUUUGCUGAAAAUAAUGCUCCCUCCCCCCUUUCUGGGCGACUUUGAGGGAAAACAAUGUAAGAAAAAAUAGAAUUGGGUUAUAUUGCAGGUUUAGUCCUCACUUCCUUAAACUUAGUAAGUUUGUCCUGUU
Capra hircus (goat) is the source of this 831-nucleotide messenger RNA. It is a transcript of the gene ATOH7, whose product is annotated as atonal bHLH transcription factor 7. NCBI's taxonomy places the organism in Eukaryota, Metazoa, Chordata, Mammalia, Artiodactyla, Bovidae. The transcript has a single exon. The coding region runs from base 25 to 483 and encodes 152 amino acids. Gene Ontology annotation, biological process: regulation of DNA-templated transcription; neural retina development. The record is from RefSeq and is a predicted model, not a curated record. Gene Ontology annotation, molecular function: protein dimerization activity.